AUGUCUGAAAAUGACACAUAUCAGACCCCGCUGGCUUCGCGAUAUGCGAGCAAGGAGAUGAAAACAAUCUUCUCCGCCCGCACCCGCGCAACAACAUGGCGGAAAUUGUGGAUUUGGCUGGCAGAGGCCGAAAAAGAGUUAGGAAUUAGUAUAUCCGAUGAAGCUAUUGCCCAGAUGGAGGCAAAUGUGGUGAUGACGGAUCAUUGCUUCAAGGUUUCCGCGGAGGAGGAAAAACGGCGUCGACAUGAUGUGAUGGCCCACGUUUACGCUUUUGGUCAAGUCGCCCCGGCCGCUGCAGGAAUCAUUCAUCUCGGAGCUACCUCUUGUUAUUGCACAGAUAAUGGAGACCUGAUUAAUAUUCGUGACGGUCUCAAUCUCCUUCUUCCCAAACUUGCGGUGGUUAUUCACAAACUGUCUCAAUUCGCCCUGGAAUAUAAGGAUAUGCCAACCCUUGGUUAUACUCAUUAUCAACCCGCACAGCUCAUCACUGUCGGUCGUCGUGCCGCUCAGUGGGUACAAGACCUUCUCAUGGACCUCGAAGACAUCCAGCGCACAAGGAAUGAUCUCAAAUUCCGUGGCGCUCAAGGAACUACCGGAACUCAAGCUAGUUUCAUGGAGAUUUUCCAAAACGAUCGGGCGAAGAUUGACAAAUUGAAUGAAAUUAUUUGCGCCAAAGCCGGAUUUCCUUCUUGCUACCCGAUCUCUACACAAACAUACACCCGCAAGGUCGACUUACGUGUUGCGAAUGCUCUCUCUGCAUUUGGAACCACGGUUCAGAGAAUUACGGGCGACAUUAGACAUCUUGCUUCGCAGAAGGAAAUGGAAGAACCGUUUGAGAAGGAUCAAAUUGGAUCUUCUGCCAUGGCUUACAAGCGUAACCCUAUGCGUUGCGAACGUAUUGCAAGUCUGGGACGCCACCUGGCAAACCUCAAUAAAAAUGCUGGGGAUACAUAUGCGCAGCAGUGGUUCGAGCGUACCCUUGACGAUAGUGCUAUUCGCCGUAUUUAUAUCCCGGAGAUGUUCUUAAGUGCUGACUCCAUUCUCAUGACAUUGGAUAAUGUGGUAUCUGGACUUGUUGUAUACCCAGCCAGAAUUCACAGCCGGUUGAUGGAAGAACUGCCCUUCAUGGCAACUGAGACUAUCCUUAUGAAGAUGGUAUCACUUGGGAGAUCGCGACAGGACGCCCAUGAGGAAAUCCGGGUGCUGUCACACCAGGCAAGCGAUGUGGUCAAGAACCAGGGAGGAGCAAACGACCUGAUUGAGAGAAUCAAGAAAUCAGAGUUCUUUGCCCCUGUAGCUGGGGAAGUCGAUCAAUUAUUAGAUCCAAAGAACUUCAUUGGCAGAUGUCCUGAACAGGUUGAGAAAUUCUGUGGGCCGAACGGAGAGGUCCAGAAAGCGUUGGAGCCUUAUAAGAAAAUGUUCGACCCGAGCAAAGUUUCCGAGCUUUCCGUCUGA
Paracoccidioides brasiliensis Pb18 is the source of this 1455-nucleotide messenger RNA. Its product is annotated as adenylosuccinate lyase. Bases 1 to 1455 code for a protein of 484 amino acids. The transcript is spliced from 4 exons. Gene Ontology annotation, molecular function: N6-(1,2-dicarboxyethyl)AMP AMP-lyase (fumarate-forming) activity; (S)-2-(5-amino-1-(5-phospho-D-ribosyl)imidazole-4-carboxamido) succinate lyase (fumarate-forming) activity. The record is from RefSeq and is a predicted model, not a curated record. Gene Ontology annotation, cellular component: cytosol. Gene Ontology annotation, biological process: 'de novo' AMP biosynthetic process.